Messenger RNA from Ricinus communis (castor bean), 1531 nucleotides. RefSeq names its product tRNA pseudouridine synthase A 1. Gene Ontology annotation, molecular function: RNA binding; pseudouridine synthase activity. The record is from RefSeq and is a predicted model, not a curated record. The coding region runs from base 315 to 1376 and encodes 353 amino acids. Lineage: Eukaryota; Viridiplantae; Streptophyta; Magnoliopsida; Malpighiales; Euphorbiaceae. Gene Ontology annotation, biological process: tRNA pseudouridine synthesis. The transcript has 6 exons.
AAAGUGAAGCUGCUGAAACGACAGGUCGUUUAAACAAAGAAAGAAAACGCUCGCCUCCUUCUCUCUGCUUGCUUUUAAUCUAUUUAUCUAAUUCUUACUAGCGCAGACUCGUGUUUAUGCAACCCUGUUCCCAGUAGUCAGUCAGAUGGAUAACUGGAGCUUCUUUAUCCAUCGUCUCCUUGUCCUUUAAAACUCUCCGUUUCUAAUACGAACCAAAUGAUGGGUUUCUUUUUCUUCUUCUAUAUGUUUCUUUAAGUUUCCUCUUUACUUUUACGGAUUAGUAAUCGUAUUACUAUGAAUAAAAAUGUGAGAUUAUGGAGGUAACGGUACUUAUGGAAAUGAGGAAUUGUGGGAUAGCUGUUCCUGUUCCCGUUUCUCUGCAUCGAAGUGUGACCGUUCGUCUUUCAUCUUCAUCCAAUAGCAGCAGCAGCUUGGUAACACCAUGUUCCCCCAAAUCCUACGACUUGGAUGUGGGUAAUGGAGAUGUGGUAAAAAAGUGGACUGGUACUAGUACUGUUGAUUGCUUUAAGUGGCGUUUGGUCAUUGCUUAUGAUGGCACCCGUUAUGCAGGUUGGCAAUUUCAGCAAUCCCCUCCGACUAUUCAAUGCUACUUGGAAAAAGCUUUAAUUCAAGUUACCAAGCUUGAUAGGAAGGAUCUUCUUUUAGUAGGUGCCAGCAGGACUGAUACUGGAGUUCAUGCCUUCGGUCAGGUGGCCCACUUUGUUACACCUUUCAAUUAUCCCAGCUUGGACACCAUUCAUGCAGCUCUCAAUGGUCUCCUUCCACCAGAUAUCCGUGUUAGGGAAAUUAGCCCCGCAGUUCCUGAAUUCCAUGCUCGUUUCUCAACUAUAAGCAAGCUUUACCACUACAAGAUAUACAAUGACACCUUCAUGGAUCCUUUUCUUCGCCAUUAUGCUUAUCAUUCUACUUAUAAACUCAAUGCUGCAGCUAUGAGACAAGCUGCCAAGUAUUUUAUUGGGAGCCAUGAUUUCUCUGCUUUUGCCAAUGCAUCUCGUGACGAUCGAGUCCCAAAUCCGGUGAAGACUAUUUUUCGUUUUGAUGUAAUCGAAAUGGGAGCUCUGCUACAGCUAGAAGUUGAAGGCACGGGUUUUUUGUAUAGACAAGUGCGAAACAUGGUUGCUUUGCUUCUUCAAAUUGGAAAGGAAGCAGUUCCUCCUGAGAUUGUUCCAAAGAUUUUGGCAGCUCGUGAUCGGAGGGAGCUGGCCAAAUAUGCCUUGCCUACCCCGCCUCAUGGACUCUGCCUUGUCUCUAUCAAGUAUAAUGAAGAGCACCUCCGGCUUCCCUCUGGUUGUCCUACAACUAGCUUUGGAAGCUUUGCAGGUUUCAUGUCUGCGGAAAUAGAAGUUAGAAAUUAGAAAUUGCUACCACAUAGUAGGUUAGUGGAGCGUUCCGGUACCCGAUAUUUACAGAUUGAACAGACAAAUUGAUCAUGCAAGUGCUGAUGAUGUCCAACAAGAUAGGGAGGCACACCACACCGGUGCAACUACUCUAAAACGGACCUUAUGAUUGU